UUGCCGACUGGGAACAAUGCAGGUAGAAACUGGGACAUAUUGUCGGACUGGGCUAUUGUUAUCAGCACACCUCCUUAUCUUACCAGGAAGGAUAAGUGCAUAGCUGGAUAGCCUUGCUGCUGGCUGUUCCAACAGGUCUCGCCUACAGAAGGCACUAAAUUUUCCUCUCAUUUUCCUGAUCCUAAAAAGACUUUUUAUUAUAGGAAGUGCUUCUGUCACUUGGUGUUCACUUAGGAGAUAAAUCCGGUGUGAUGGCGGGAAUGUAUCUUUAACUGUUAAAGGAAAGCUGAAAGGGCAGCAGGCGUCGAUGGGAGCUGUGGCUCACUGGAGAGCAGCGGGCCGCUCGUCAAUCACAUCUCACAGAGCAGGCCGGCGCUCCGGUUUGUCCCACCGGAGGAAAUGCCAUGUGAUUGUAUUGAAAACGACAUGCUCUUGGAUGUGUGUGGCUACCGUCGGCUUUCUAUUGUUCCUGGCAGUCUGUCUGCUCUAUUUACCGGACUCGGUCUCACAGUCCUUCGCCUCCACCGCCGAGAAGAGCAGCGAGGUGACACUCUUAAUAUGGACGCACCCCUUCAGUCGGUACCGUCGACUUCCGGAUUGCCAGGCGCUCUACCAGGUCAGCGGGUGCACGCUGACCGACGACUGGCGCGCGUACCCGCACGCUGACGCCGUGAUCAUUCACCACCGGGAGAUUGCCACCAACGUGAGCGAGCUGCCACCGGAGCCGCGGCCACGUUUGCAAAAAUGGAUAUGGAUGAAUUUCGAGUCCCCCACGCACUCACGUGGGCUGUGGCGGUUCGAGGGCGUGUUUAACCUCACCAUGACCUACAGGACGGACUCAGACAUUUUUGUGCCUUAUGGCUACUUGAUCCCACUCAGACAUGCACCCCAGGGUCCCAAGCACCUCCGCCGCCAUCACCACCUCCCCGGGCAGGCUCUCCGUGCGCCCUCACGCGCACACCUGAGACCCCGCCUGGUGGUCUGGGUCAUCAGCAACUGGUCCGAGUCUCAUGCACGCGUCCUCCUCUACCAUCAGCUCAGCCGCUACGUCCAGGUGGAUGUGUUUGGGCGUGCGGGCCGUCCCAUACCUGGGGACAGCGGCAGUGACAGUUUGGUGCGGCUGGUCAGUAAGUACCAGUUCUACCUGGCGCUGGAAAACUCCCAGCACACCGACUACAUCACCGAGAAGCUGUGGAACGCCGUGCUGGCCGGGGCCGUGCCCGUGGUGCUGGGCCCGUCCCGGGACAACUAUGAGCGCUUCCUGCCACCAGAAGCCUUCAUCCACGUGGACGACUUCGCCACGGUCCGGGAGCUGGCCCAGUACCUGCUGCUGCUGAGGCGCAGCCCUGCCCGGCUGCAGCGCCACCUGGACUGGAGGAGGAGUUACAGAGUCCACCAGCCCUCCUUCUGGGCCGAGCACUACUGUACAGCCUGUGUGGCGGUGAAGAACGCCAAGGGACGCACUGAUGUGGUCACAGACAUUGCAAACUGGUUUCAGUCCUGAACCGCUCUCACCUGUAACACGGUGUUACAUGAAUGCAAACCAGGGCUGGGCGAUAUGAAUAAAAUUCAAUAUCACCAUAUCUUUGACUGAAUACCUUGAUGUUGAUACUGUGAAUAUAUUGUAAAUGACUAUUGGUGCUUUCAUGAGAUAUUUACACACAAGAAGAUUUUGAUGGACAAUAAUUAGUCAUGUAGAUAUGAUAACUAAAUAGGUCAAGUUCAGGUAACUGCAUCCCUUCACUAAAACCAGGAUAAGACAACACUUACGCCACAUCAUAAAAUCUAGAUUCCCAGAUGAUGUCUUGUCUCAGAUCACAAUAUCAAUAUAGUGUUGAUGCAUCACCCAGCCCUAAUGUGAACCAGGGGGCAAUUUGUUGGCUUUUGGUAAAACAACAACCUGCUUGUUAGUUCAUGAGCAAAUCACCCACUGGAGAUAACCAAAGCCUACAAUUUCUCUUUUAUUUAUUAUGAACCAUGACUGAGAAACUGUGAUUUCAGUAACUGUGUGCCUUCAUUCAGAAUGAAUUGUCAUGUCAAUACCUACAGUAUUUAUAUGUUGUGCGUGCCUUUGAUUCAGGAAGGUAAUAAAGAGACUAAUGCAGUCACAAAUACCUGCCUUGAA
Messenger RNA from Myripristis murdjan (pinecone soldierfish), 2125 nucleotides. RefSeq names its product alpha-(1,3)-fucosyltransferase 4-like. The record is from RefSeq and is a predicted model, not a curated record. The coding region runs from base 308 to 1504 and encodes 398 amino acids. The transcript has a single exon. Gene Ontology annotation, cellular component: membrane. NCBI's taxonomy places the organism in Eukaryota, Metazoa, Chordata, Actinopteri, Holocentriformes, Holocentridae. Gene Ontology annotation, molecular function: alpha-(1->3)-fucosyltransferase activity.